CGCCGAUAUUCGUCCCCAAUUCCUCCCACCAUCACCAGCCAUCUCUUGUUCUUCCCCUUGUGCAUUCUACUGGAGUCUAGGAGCACGGCCUGAGCCUUGGAACUUCCCUGUCUACAUCUCUCUUCCAUCACAAUGCAGCGAAUUUUGACUUCAAGAGCGCGGUCCUCCGUCCUCAACUCGAGCUCUAAGCUCCGGGCUGCAUCCAGCUUCAAUCUCCAACAGCAGAGGUUCGCUCACAAGGAACUUAAGUUUGGUGUGGAGGGACGAGCAGCGCUGCUCCAAGGCGUCGACACACUUGCGAAGGCCGUAGCAACAACACUGGGCCCCAAGGGCCGCAAUGUCCUGAUCGAGUCAAGCUAUGGCUCCCCUAAGAUUACUAAAGACGGUGUAACGGUCGCAAAAGCCAUCACAUUGAAGGACAAAUUCGAGAACCUUGGAGCACGUCUCCUGCAGGAUGUUGCAUCAAAGACAAAUGAGACUGCUGGUGACGGAACCACGACUGCUACCGUCCUCGCCCGCGCCAUCUUCUCCGAGACGGUCAAGAACGUUGCUGCUGGGUGCAACCCCAUGGACCUGAGGCGGGGAACGCAGGCUGCCGUCGACGCUGUUGUCGAAUACCUCCAGGCAAACAAGAGGGACAUCACCACCAGCGAGGAGAUUUCUCAGGUUGCCACCAUCUCUGCUAACGGCGACACACAUAUUGGCAAACUCCUGUCUAACGCUAUGGAGAAGGUCGGCAAGGAGGGUGUCAUCACUGUCAAGGAGGGCAAGACCAUCGAGGAUGAGCUCGAGAUUACCGAGGGCAUGAAAUUCGACCGCGGAUACAUCUCCCCCUACUUCAUUACCGACACCAAGUCCCAGAAGGUGGAGUUUGAGAAGCCUCUGAUUCUUCUUUCUGAGAAGAAGAUCUCUGCCGUCCAGGACAUUGUCCCUGCCCUCGAAGCCUCGCAGCAACUCCGCCGACCUCUUGUCAUCAUCGCUGAGGAUAUCGACGGAGAAGCUCUCGCCGUCUGCAUCCUAAACAAGCUUCGAGGCCAGCUCCAGGUUGCCGCCGUCAAAGCCCCCGGCUUCGGCGACAACAGGAAGUCCAUCCUGGGCGAUCUUGCCGUCCUCACCAACGGCACGGUCUUCACUGACGAGCUAGACAUUAAGUUGGAAAAGGCUACUGCUGACAUGCUCGGCUCAACCGGAUCCAUCACUAUUACGAAGGAAGACACCGUCGUCCUCAACGGAGAGGGCAGCAAGGAUGCCGUUGCCCAGCGAUGCGAGCAGAUUCGCGGCGUCAUGAGCGACCCAACCACCUCCGAGUACGAGAAGGAGAAGCUUCAGGAGCGUCUUGCCAAACUCUCCGGCGGCGUUGCUGUUAUCAAGGUCGGUGGUGCCUCCGAGGUCGAGGUUGGUGAGAAGAAGGACAGAAUAGUGGACGCUCUUAACGCCACCCGCGCCGCCGUAGAGGAGGGUAUCCUGCCUGGUGGUGGCACUGGUCUCCUCAAGGCUGCCGCCAACGCUUUGGACAAGGUCAAGCCCGCCAACUUCGACCAGCAACUCGGUGUUAGUAUCGUCAAGAACGCCAUCACCCGCCCAGCAAGAACCAUUGUCGAGAAUGCCGGCGCCGAAGGAUCCGUCAUUGUCGGAAAACUGAUGGAUGAGUUCGGCCAGGAUUUCAACAAGGGAUUCGACAGCGCCAAGGGCGAAUACGUUGACAUGAUCGCAGCCGGUAUCCUGGAUCCAUUCAAGGUUGUCCGCACUGCCCUUGUCGAUGCCAGCGGUGUUGCAUCGCUCCUCGGCACGACUGAGGUUGCGAUCGUGGAAGCCCCAGAAGACAAGGCCGGCCCGCCACCAGGCAUGGGUGGUAUGGGCGGGAUGGGGGGAAUGGGAGGCAUGGGUUUCUAAAAAGUAACAGCGUCACGACCCCACUAAUGUCCUAAUACCCUCCUCUCAUAGUCGAGUCUUUCUCAGCGCUGGUUUUGUAAAUGAUAUUGGUUGUUGGCACUCCACUCCUCUUCUCUCCUGUCUUCCUAACUCUCCUGCAUCGUGCAAAGCGCGGCACCGUCUUGGGUGGUUUGAACUGUACAAUAUCACGUGUUUUUGGCAUCUGAGAAAGACAAGAUAUAAAAGCAAGAAAUUCAAAAAGUCAAAUUCAA
Messenger RNA from Lindgomyces ingoldianus, 2144 nucleotides. RefSeq names its product heat shock protein 60. The transcript is spliced from 3 exons. Bases 133 to 1893 code for a protein of 586 amino acids. Gene Ontology annotation, cellular component: mitochondrial matrix; mitochondrial inner membrane. The record is from RefSeq and is a predicted model, not a curated record. Gene Ontology annotation, biological process: protein import into mitochondrial intermembrane space; mitochondrial unfolded protein response; apoptotic mitochondrial changes. Gene Ontology annotation, molecular function: ATP binding; ATP-dependent protein folding chaperone; protein-folding chaperone binding. Lineage: Eukaryota; Fungi; Ascomycota; Dothideomycetes; Pleosporales; Lindgomycetaceae.